Molecule: messenger RNA, 444 nt
Organism: Staurois parvus
Lineage: Eukaryota; Metazoa; Chordata; Amphibia; Anura; Ranidae
Source: the annotation of a GenBank genome assembly
AGGGUGCCUCGGACUGUCCAUCAUUUUAAAGGGUGCCUCGGGACUGUCCAUCAUUUUAAAGGGUGCCUCGGGACUGUCCAUCAUUUUAAAGGGUGCCUCGGGACUGUCCAUCAUUUUUUAAAGGGGUGCCUCGGGACUGUCCAUCAUUUUAAAGGGUGCCUCGGGACUGUCCAUCAUUUUAAAGGGUGCCUCGGGACUGUCCAUCAUUUUAAAGGGUGCCUCGGGACUGUCCAUCAUUUUAAAGGGUGCCUCGGGACUGUCCAUCAUUUUAAAGGGUGCCUCGGGACUGUCCAUCAUUUUAAAGGGUGCCUCGGGACUGUCCAUCAUUUUAAAGGGUGCCUCGGGACUGUCCAUCAUUUUAAAGGGUGCCUCGGGACUGUCCAUCAUUUUAAAGGGUGCCUCGGGACUGUCCAUCAUUUUAAAGGGUGCCUCGGGACUGUCCAU